AUGUAUCAUCCAUUUGGAAAAGAGGAAGCUGCUUCAGAGAAGCAGCUCUUUGGAUUUUUCUGUGAAUGCUUGCGGCGGGGAGAAUGGGAGCUGGCACAGGCAUGUGUACCUCAGCUACAAGAGGGACGAGGGGAUAUCCCAAAGAGGGUGGAAGACAUACUUCAGGCACUGGUGGAGUGUCCAAAUCUGCUGAGAUGUGGGCAGGAUAUCAACCCUCAAAGAUUAGCCUGGGUCUGGCUUCUUGUACUAGAAAAAUGGUUAGCCCGAGAAAAGAAAUUGCUCCCAGCUGUUUUCCAGAGAAAGCUUGAGUUUCUUUUAUUGUCAGAAGACCUACAAGAUAGCAUUCCAGAGGACAUCUUCAAGGAGCUGUAUGAAGUCUUGGCACAAGACACAGUAGGCUCUGUGCCUGAUGGAAAUAGGAGACAGGAGAGCUGGACUCGGCUCAGCUCAAAAGCUGUCUCUGUGCUCUGGGAUCUUCUGAAGCAGGCUCCCCAGCCAGCACAGGCCCUGCUGGACCUCCUGCUUAGGGAAGACGAUGGCCCCAGUCUCUGUGGUUGGCCUCUGCAGAAGGCAUUGAUGGACCUCAUUCGAAAGUCAUUGCGGGCUUUACAGGGCCCUGAGGCUGGGCCACCUGGGAUAGCAGAUGCCAUCUAUGGAGCUCUGCGGACUCUGCGUUGCCCAGCAGAGUCGCUGGGGGUUGAGUUACGCCUCCUGUGUGAAGAACUGCUGGAGGCCUGCAGGACUGAGGGCAGUCCCCUGCAGGAGGAGCGGCUGCUCAACUGCCUGCUGCACAAGGCCGGACGGGGCCUUGUAUCCUUGUAUGGCCAUACCUAUGCAGAGAAAUCUACAGAAAAGCCACCAAGGGCCACAUCCUUAGGAAAAGUCUUACCUGAUCAUCUGGAUCCUGAGCGGGCAAUGCUAGCCCUGUUCUCCAAUCCUGAACCAGCCCAGGCUUGGAAAGUAGCCUAUUUCUACUGCCUGAGUAACAGCAAGCAUUUCCUAGAGCAGAUCCUGAUGACAGCACUAGCACUGUUGAAAGAGGAAGACUUCCCAAGUCUUGGCUGCCUGCUAGACAGAGAAUUCAAGCCUCUCCGUCGACUGCUCGUGCUCCUGGGCUGGACACACUGUCAGAGCCUAGAAUCAGCCAAGAGCCUACUCCAGACGCUCCAUAGGACCCAGGAUCAAGACUGUGAUAAGCUCCUCAAGGAUGCCUGUGAUGGGUUGUGGGCUCACCUGGAGGUCCUGGAGUGGUGUGUACAGCAGAGCAGCAGCCCAAUACCAAAGAGAGAUCUCUUGUGUCAUUUACAUGGUGGAGACAGCCACUCAGUGCUCUACUCUCUCCAUCACCUCACAAACCUCCCAGCCCUCAGGGAGGAAGAUGUUCUCAAGCUCUUACAGAAGGUGCCAGCCAAGGACCCCCAGCAAGAGCAUGAUUCAGCUGAUGCCCCAGUCCUUGACCAUCUGAGUCAGUGUCAGAACCUGACACUCUACCAAGGCUUCUGUGCCAUGAAGUAUGCCAUCUACGCCCUCUGUGUGAACUCACACCAGCACUACCAGUGCCUGGACUGCAGAGAGGGUCUCUCUGAGGACAUGGCCUCAGCCGCAGAGCCAGCAAAUGACUCUCUCUCCUCCCCAGGUGCUUCCAAUCUCUUCUCAACAUACCUGGCCAGGUGUCAACAGUACCUGUGCAGUAUUCCUGACUCUUUGUGCCUGGAGCUUCUAGAAAACAUCUUCUCAUUGCUCCUGAUCAGCUCUACCGAUCUUCACCCAGAGCCUCACCUGCCUGAGGACUAUGCUGAAGAUGAUGACAUUGAGGGGAAAUGCCCUUUGGGUUUGACAUCCCCAUCAGAGAGCCCUCAGCACAUAGCUCAGCCUGAGAGGAAGUCAGAACAGAGUUCCCUGGAAGUCCCCAGGAGCCUUGCUUAUACACUUGCAAGCUGUCUGAAGGCAGAGCCAAAAGACAGCUACCCAAGAUCUCACAGGCACAGCUUUUUGGACUUAAAGCACUUUACUAGUGGUAUCAGUGGAUUCCUGGCUGAUGAAUUUGCAAUGGGGGCUUUCCUCAGACUUCUCCAGGAGCAGCUGGAUAAGAUCAGCAGCCAUGGCCCCGCUGAGAAGCCAAAGCUGCCAGAAGGCCAGAGCUGCCCAGGAAGCAGAGAUGGACAACAGAGCCGCCUGCACCGAUUUUCCAAAGUUCUCUCUGAGGCCCAGUGGAGAUAUAAGGUGGUAACAAGCAACCAGGGCUCAGAGGAGCAUCUGACACCUUCCCAAAGAUUUCGGCCCAUUGCCACACGGCACCCCAGUCUCCGCCGGGGUCGUCGGACAAGAAAGAGUCGGGCAGAUGGCCGAGACAGAGGUUCAAACCCAUCCCUGGAAAGUACAAGUAGUGAACUGAGCACAAGCACUUCAGAAGGAAGUCUGAGCACUGUGUCUGGGCGGAAUGAGCUAGAAGGCCGGUUGCAACCCCAACCUCAGAGUUCACUCCUCCCCAUGAUGUUCUCCCCACCUGAGUCACUGCUGGCCUCCUGCAUCCUCCGGGGGAACUUUGCAGAAGCCCAUCAGGUGGUGUUCAUGUUCAACCUGAAAUCUUCACCCAGCUCAGGAGAACUGAUGUUCAUGGAGCGCUACCAGGAGGUAAUCCAGGAGCUGGCCCGAGUAGAGCACAAGAUUGAAAACCAGAACUCAGAUGGGGGUAGCGGCACCAUUCGGAGAACUGGUAGUGGCCGCUCAACUCUACAGGCCAUUGGCAGCGCUGCCGCAGCAGGGAUGGUAUUUUACUCUAUCUCUGAUGUGACUGACAAGCUACUCAGCACCUCUGGAGACCCCAUCCCCACACUCCAGGAAGACUUUUGGAUAAGCAGUACCCUGGCAGAGCCCACUGCUCCCCUGAGAGAGGUUCUGGAAGACCUCAGUCCCCCUGCCAUGGCUGCAUUUGACCUAGCUUGCUCUCAGUGCCAGCUGUGGAAAACCUGCAAGCAGCUCUUGGAAACGGCUGAACGGCGCCUGAACAGUAGCCUUGAGAGCCGAGGUCGACGGCUAGAUCAUAUACUCCUGCAUACUGAUGGCAUUCGAGGUUUUCCAGUUGUUCUUCAGCAAAUCAGUAAGAUUCUCAAUUAUCUGCUUAUUUCGUCUGGACAAACUAAAUCAGAGACUGUAGAAGAUAAAGGAGGACCUCCACGGUGCAGCGUCGCUGAGCUUCUUCAGUCGUGCUGGCCCAGCCUGACUGAGGACUGUGUUGCCAGCCAGGCCACCCUCUCCCAGCAGCUAGAGCAGACCCUUCAGUCACUGAGAGAAGCACUAGAGCUGCCAGAGCCCAGGAGCACACCACUUUUGUCCCUGGUGGAGCAGGCAGCCCAGAAAACUCCUGAGGCAGAGACUCACCCUGUCUACAUCCAGACUCAGCUCCUCCAGAAGAACCUGGGCAAACAGACCCCUGCAGACAGCAGGCAAAAUGAUUACAUGGGCACCUUCUUCAGUUACUGCAGCACCCUAGCUGCAGUUCUCCUUCGGAGUCUGAGCUCUGAGCCUGAUCAUGUGGAGGUCAAGGUAGGAAAUCCCUUUGUUCUCCUGCAACAGAGCUCUUCACAACUGGUGUCACACCUCCUUCUUGAGAGACAAGUUCCCCCAGACAGACUGGCAGCACUUCUGGCCCGAGAAGGGCUCAGCCUGAGCGUGCCACAGGUCAUCAUCAACUGCUGCUGCAAGCCCCUUGCCCUCUGCUCUGCCCAGCAAAGCCAGCAGACCGCAUCCCUUCUUACCCAGCUGGGAAUCCUGGCCCACUUGCACGUCUCCCACUGCCUGGAUGACCUCCCACUUCCUACGCUGAGCCCAUCAAGGCCAACUGAGAAUCCCACAUUGGAGAGAAAGUCCUGCUCCUCUCCAGGGGAUUCAUCACCCCCGGCCCUCACCUCCUCUACCUUGGCCUUCCUCAAGUCUCGCUCAAAGCUACUGGCUACAGUGGCCUGCCUGGGGGCUUUCCGGGGGUCAAAGGUCACCAAACCCAGCCUGUCCUGGAAGGAGCUUCGUGGCCGCAGGGAGGUUCCUCUGACUGCAGAGCAGGUGGCCCGGGAGUGUGAGCGCCUCCUGGAACAGUUCCCUAUGCUUGAGGCCUCCCUCCUGGCUGCCUGGGAGCCCCUGCGAGGGUCUUCCGAGCAGGAGCAGAGUCUGCCAGUAGGUCUUUGUGGUCAGGCCAGUCUCUCUACUGUCCUCCUGGGCCUGCAUUCUCCCCUUGCCCUGGAUGUGCUGACUGAGGCCUUCAAGGAAGCACUGGUAGCCAGAGAUUGGCUCCGGGCCCUGCAGGUCACUGAAGUGUACGGGCGAGAUGUGGAUGAGUUGAGCAGCAUAAAGGAUGCAGUCCUGAGCUGUGCUGCAGCAUGUGACAAAGAAGGAUGGCAGUACCUGUUUGCCGUGAAGGAUGCAUCUCUGAGAAGUCAGCUAACCCUACGGUUUGUGGACAGGUGGCCUCUGGAGCCGUGCCUGGAGGUCCUGGCCUACUGCAUUUCAGAUCCAACUGUCCAAGAAGGACUAAAGUGUGAGCUGCAGAGAAAGCUGGUAGAGCUGCGGGUGUAUCAGAAGAUUCUAGGUUUGCAGCCUACCCCAGCAUGGUGUGACUGGCAGAACCUGAGGAGCUGUUGUGUUGAAGACCCUACAACUGUCAUGAACACAAUUCUAGAAGCAAAGGAGUAUGGGCUAUGUGAGGAAUGGGGCUGCCUAUACCCCAUUCCAAGAGGACAUUUAAUCAGCCUACAUCAAAAGCAUCUUCUCCACCUUCUAGAAGGAGGAGAUCCUGAAAAGGCUCUGCAACUCCUGCAAAGAAUCCCUGACCCCACCAUGUGCCUUGAAGUCACAGAGCAGUGCCUCGACCAGCAUCCUAGCCUGGCCACCUCUCACUUCUUGGCCAAUUACCUCACCACCCACUUCUAUGGAGAACUGACUGCUGCCCGACACCAUGAAAUCCAGGCCCUGUACGUGGGAUCUAAGGUUCUGCUGUCCCUGCCUGAGCAGCACCGGGCCAGCUAUUCCCACUUGUCCUCUAACCCCCUGCUCAUGCUGGAGCAACUGCUUAUGAACAUGAAAGUGGAUUGGGCUACUGUGGCUGUGCAGACUCUGCACCAGUUGCUGGCCAGCCAGGAGAUCGGCUUCAGCAUGGAUGAGGUUGACUCGCUGCUUUCCAGAUAUGCUGGAAAAGCCCUCGACUUCCCAUACCCUCUGAGGGAGAAACGAUCAGAUUCUGUGAUUCACCUCCAGGAAACUGUCAAUCAGAUUUCAGACCCCGAGACCUUGUCUAGAUCACCAUCAGCGGAGUUCUCUUCUGCCACGCCUCCUGGUAUCUCCAUUGUACAUUCCCCAAACCCAAGAGAGAGAAGUUUACCACAGAGUCAUCCCCCGCUGGAAUUUGUGCCCCCAGUGACACCCCCUGCCAGGCACCAGUGGGUACCUGAUGAGAUAGAGAACAUCUGCAUGGUCUGCCGCAGGGAGCGCUUCACCAUGUUUAACCGGCGUCAUCACUGUCGCCGCUGUGGCCGGCUGGUAUGUAAUUCCUGUUCCACUAAGAAGAUGGCAGUGGAAGGCUGCCGAGAGAAUCCUGCUCGUGUGUGCGACCAGUGCUACAGUUACUACAGCAAAGAUGUCCCAGAGGAGAGUCCAGGACAAUCAGAAGCUCCAGACAGCCCCAAGAAUGAAAGCCUUCCAUACUCAGCUGUGGUGAGAGUCCCCAAAGCAGCUGAGCUGGAAUGGACUUUGGAUCUGAAUGAGGAGGAAAAUGAAUUGGUGCGGAGUGAAUUUUACUAUGAGCAGGCUCCCAGCGCCUCCUUGUGCAUUGCCAUCCUGAACCUGCACCAGGACAACAUUGCCUGUGGCCACCAGCUGAUUGACCACUGCUGCAGGCUGUCCCAGGGCCUCACCAACCCAGAGGUAGAUGCAGGGCUGCUCACAGACAUCAUGAAGCAGCUGCUUUUCAGCGCCAAGAUGAUGUUUGUCAAGGCUGGCCGGAGCCAGGACUUGGCUCUUUGUGACAGCUACAUCAGCAAGGUAGACGUACUGAAUAUUUUAGUAGCUGCUGCCUAUCGUCAUGUGCCAUCUCUGGAUCAGAUCUUGCAGCCUGCUGCAGUAACCAGGCUAAGGAACCAGCUUCUGGAAGCAGAAUACUACCAACUGGGCGUUGAGGUCUCCACAAAGACUGGGCUUGAUACCACCGGAGCGUGGCAUGCUUGGGGCAUGGCCUGCCUCAAAGCUGGGGACCUCACCGCCGCACGGGAGAAGUUCAGCCGCUGUCUGAAGCCUCCUUUUGACCUUAAUCAGCUGAGUCAUGGCUCAAGGCUGGUACAGGAGGUGGUUGAGUACCUGGAAACCACUGUCAGGCCCCUGAUGUCCUUGCAAGAUGAUGAUUACUUUGCCACCUUGAGGGAGCUGGAAGCUACUCUUCGGACCCAGAGCCUCUCUCUGGAGGUGAUUCCUGAGGGGAAGAUCAUGCACAACACUUACUACCAAGAAUGCCUCUUCUAUCUGCAUAGCUAUAGCACCAACCUGGCCAUCAUCAGCUUCUACGUGAGGCACAACUGCCUGCGGGAAGCCCUGCUGCACCUGCUCAACAAGGAGAGUCCUCCAGAAGUCUUCAUAGAAGGUAUUUUCCAGCCAAGCUAUAAAAGUGGAAAGCUACAUACUUUGGAAAACUUGCUAGAAUCCAUUGAUCCAACCUUGGAGAGCUGGGGGAAGUACUUGAUUGCUGCCUGUCAACAUUUACAGAAGAAGAACUACUACCACAUUCUGUACGAGCUGCAGCAGUUUAUGAAGGACCAAGUCCGAGCUGCCAUGACCUGUAUUCGGUUCUUCAGUCACAAAGCAAAGACGUAUACAGAACUAGGAGAGAAGCUCUCAUGGCUGCUUAAGGCCAAGGACCAUCUGAAGAUCUAUCUCCAAGAAACAUCCCGCAGCAGUGGAAAGAAGAAAACCACCUUCUUCCAAAAGAAGAUGACUGCAGCUGAUGUGUCAAGGCACAUCAAUACACUUCAGCUGCAGGUGGAAGUGACCAGGUUCUUACAUCGGUGUGAAAGUGCCGGAACCUCUCAAAGCACCACCUUGCCUCUGCCAACCCUGUUUGGAAAUAAUCACAUGAAAAUGGACGUUGCCUGCAAGGUCAUGCUAGGAGGGAAAAAUGUCGAAGAUGGCUUUGGAAUGGCAUUCCGUGUUCUGCAGGACUUCCAGCUGGAUGCUGCCACCACCUACUGCAGAGCUGCCCGGCAGCUGGUGGAGAGGGAGAAAUACAGUGAGAUCCGGCAACUACUCAAGUGUGUCAGUGAGUCCGGCAUGGCAGCCAGAAGUGAUGGGGACACCAUCCUCCUCAACUGCCUAGAAGCAUUCAAGAGAAUCCCACCCCAGGAGCUAGAGGGCCUGAUCCAGGCGAUACACAACGAUGACAACAAGGUUCGGGCCUACCUGACAUGUUGCAAACUGCGUUCUGCCUACCUGAUUGCCGUGAAGCAAGAACACUCACGGGCCACCGCCCUUGUCCAGCAGGUGCAGCAGGCUGCCGAGAGCAGCGGGGAUGCAGUGGUGCAAGAUAUCUGUGCCCAGUGGCUUCUGACUAGCCACAGCCGGGGUGCCCACAGCUCAGGCUCCAGGAAGUGACCCUGGGCAGAGGGACCAGCAAAGCACAGUCUGAGAACUGUGGCGAGGGGGGUGAUGCUAGUGCCCCCCAUUUCUUUCCUCCCAUGGAGUGGGACUUCCGUGGCUCUGCCCCAAGUUGGAUAAAGCUGGACUGGUUGCUGCCAGCCACGUUGGGCAAGGGCAGGACCUUUCACACAAG
Messenger RNA from Choloepus didactylus (southern two-toed sloth), 7804 nucleotides. It is a transcript of the gene ZFYVE26, whose product is annotated as zinc finger FYVE-type containing 26. Gene Ontology annotation, molecular function: phosphatidylinositol-3-phosphate binding; metal ion binding. Gene Ontology annotation, cellular component: centrosome; midbody; lysosomal membrane. NCBI's taxonomy places the organism in Eukaryota, Metazoa, Chordata, Mammalia, Pilosa, Megalonychidae. Bases 1 to 7626 code for a protein of 2541 amino acids. Gene Ontology annotation, biological process: double-strand break repair via homologous recombination; regulation of cytokinesis; mitotic cytokinesis. The record is from RefSeq and is a predicted model, not a curated record. The transcript is spliced from 41 exons.